CUCUCGGACCACAAAAUUCAAAACCUCUCUCCUCCCUUUCAUUUUUUCUCCUCACAAAAGGAGAAUGCGUUGUGUUCUGGUGCUACUCAGCCUCACCGUGACGACGGUGUUCGUCGUAUUUCCACCGCCAGUGAUAGGAUGGAGGCCGUGGCCCCACCAAACUAACGGCUCAGAUCAAACCUUUGGCGGGUCCAAGAAAUACGAAGGCUCAUCGGACCUCGUCCACCUCCGAUACCAUAUGGGUCCUGUCCUCACCACCAACAUCACCGUACACCCAAUCUGGUAUGGCACGUGGCAAAAGUCCCAGAAGAAGGUCAUCCGUGAGUUCAUCAAUUCAAUCUCAGCCGUCGGAUCCAAGCGCCCCUCCGUCUCCGGGUGGUGGAGGACCGUACAGCUGUACACAGACCAGACCGGCUCCAACAUAACCGGUACGGUCCGGCUAGGAGAAGAGAAAAACGACCGGUUCUACUCCCACGGCAAAUCCCUGACCCGGUUAUCGAUUCAGUCCGUGAUAAAAUCCGCCGUCACGGCGAGAUCACGGCCGUUACCUGUGAACCCGAAGAGUGGUCUCUAUCUACUCCUCACAUCUGCUGACGUGUACGUUCAGGAUUUCUGCGGGCAAGUUUGUGGGUUCCACUAUUUCACUUUCCCAUCCAUCGUAGGGUUCACGCUUCCUUACGCCUGGGUUGGAAAUUCGGCCAAGUACUGUCCAGGAGUUUGUGCUUAUCCUUUUGCCGUACCGGAGUACAUCCCUGGGCUAACGGCGUUAAAGUCGCCUAACGGAGACGUCGGAGUCGACGGAAUGAUAAGCGUUAUCGGUCACGAAAUUGCUGAGCUGGCGACGAACCCGCUCGUGAACGCUUGGUACGCGGGUCCGGACCCGGUGGCACCGGUGGAAAUAGCCGACUUGUGCGAGGGUAUCUAUGGAACUGGAGGUGGCGGGUCGUACACGGGGCAGAUGUUGAACGAUCACGAUGGUGCCACGUACAACAUGCACGGGAUCCGACGGCGAUACUUGGUUCAAUGGGUCUGGAACCAUAUGGUUAAUUACUGUACCGGCCCCAAUGCGCUUGAUCAUUAGUGGCAUUUUUGUAUUUUUGCUUUUGUGGAUUCGAGCGCUUAGAGCUUUGUUGGGAUUUGAAUUGCAUUGCAUGAUGAUUAAUAGUAGUAGUUAAGGAUGUUAAUUAUGUAAUGAUAUUAUUUAUGCAUUAAUGUAUACUACUUUGGUAUACUUAUAUAUUAUGUAAUGUUAUCCUCUCUUUUA
Tarenaya hassleriana is the source of this 1264-nucleotide messenger RNA. Its product is annotated as protein EXORDIUM-like 3. The record is from RefSeq and is a predicted model, not a curated record. The transcript has a single exon. Lineage: Eukaryota; Viridiplantae; Streptophyta; Magnoliopsida; Brassicales; Cleomaceae. The coding region runs from base 65 to 1081 and encodes 338 amino acids.